AUGUCGCACUUCGAUGAAGAAGACACAAUUCGCAUACUUGUCGCCACUGACAAUCACGUUGGCUACGAGGAGCGUGACUCCAUCAGAAAAGAUGACAGUUGGCAAACCUUUGACGAGAUCAUGACGCUAGCCAAAACGCAAGACGUCGACAUGGUAUUGCUGGCUGGUGAUCUGUUUCAUGAGAACAAGCCUUCGAGGAAAUCUAUGUUCAAGGUGAUGCGAUCCCUUAGGAAAAACUGUCUCGGCAUGAAACCCUGCGAGUUGCAAUUCUUGAGUGAUGCGAGCGAAGUCUUCGAGGGUCAUUUCAGUCAUGUCAAUUACGAAGACCCAGACAUCAACGUCUCUAUUCCGGUCUUCUCGAUACAUGGCAAUCACGAUGAUCCAAGCGGGGAAGGCGCAUUCUGCCCUCUUGAUAUUCUCCAAGUUGCUGGCCUGGUCAAUUAUUUUGGCCGCGUACCAGAGGCCGACAAUCCUCAAGCAAAGCCCAUCUUACUUCAGAAGGGCCAAACGAAGCUGGCACUCUAUGGCCUCAGCAAUAUCAGAGAUGAGCGGAUGUAUAGGAACUUCCGCGACCAUAGAGUUAAAUGGUUUCGACCCGGUGUCCAAACAGGUGAUUGGUUCAAUAUGCUUGCAGUCCAUCAGAACCAUACUGCACAUACCCCAACAAGCUAUCUCCCCGAGGGCAUGCUGCCUGAGUGGCUCAACCUGGUAGUGUGGGGUCACGAACAUGAGUGUAUCCUUGACCCUCAGCCGAAUGCGCAAACUGGCUUCAAAGUGAUACAGCCCGGCUCAUCAGUUGCUACUUCUCUCAUUAAUGGUGAGGCAGUACCGAAACAUGUCGCCGUACUCAGUGUCUCCGGGAGGGAUUUUCAGAUCGAAAAGCAUCGACUCAAAACAGUACGGCCAUUUGUGAUACAAGAGAUCAAGCUAUCUGAUGACGAUAGAUUCGAUGGCCUGGAUCGCAAAAAAGACAACCGAGCGGAGCUUUCAAGAAGAUUGAUGAAGAUUGUCGAUGAUAUGAUUGAAGAAGCAACAAAAGAAUGGUUGGAAAUUCAAGAGGACCAGGAGGACGCCAAGGAGAGAAUACCACUGCCCCUCAUACGUCUCAAGGUCGAGUAUACACCUUCGGAAGGCGGCCAUUACGAUAUAGAGAACCCUCAACGUUUCUCGAAUCGUUUUGCGGGAAGAGUUGCUAACACAAACGAUGUUGUAUACUUCUGGAGGAAGAAAAAAACUAUACGAUCUAAUAAUACUACCAUCGACAUCCCUGGGCUCCCAGCAGACAUGGAUGAGGAGACCAUCAGGGUUGAUGAACUUGUCGGCCAAUAUCUUGAGCACCAGUCGCUCAAGAUUCUGCCUCAAGCUCCAUUUAUCGAUGCUGUCAACCAAUAUGUCAAUAAGGAUGAUAAGCGGGCCAUGGAUGAGUUUGUGAGAGACACGCUUACAGGUCAGGUCAAGCACAUGUUAUCUCUCGACAACAACGAUGAUGAUGAGAGCGAGAUGGCAAAGUACCAAGCGAAGCUCAAUUCCCAAUUCAAGUCCGGUCAACUCAAGAGAAGGAAAACCACAGUCAAGCCAAAGCCAGCUGGCUGGGAUUCAGAUAUGGACGGGCACUGGGAAGAUCAGCCUGAUGUUGUUCAGUUUGAGAAUGAAGCAACUGAGAAUUUACUACCAAUUCAGAGAUCGCAAGCUGCCCAGAAAACACAAUCAGCGAAGGCGGCCAGAGGUCGACCAAAGAAACCUAGGUCGCUCGUUGUAGAUGACGAUGAAGAUAUGGAUGACUUUGUAGAGGAAGGAGAAGAAGAGGAAGGAGAAGAAAUUGAACCGGCCACUAAAUCCAAAGCACGAGGCAGAGCUGCAACAGCUAAACCCGCGGCCCCAGCCAAGAAGGCUCCAGCAAAAGCUACCUCGAAGGCGCCUACCAAGGCGCCGGCAAAAGGACGCGGUCGCAAGGCUAUCUUUGAAGAGGACAGUGAGGAAGACGAUGUGAUCAUGGAUGAAGAGCCACCAGCACCCAAACGUGUUACUGCUGCGACCAGAUCGCAGCCGGCGAGAUCACAGCCGCCAAGAGGUGCUGCGUCACAAUCUCAGGCAAAGACAAAGCAGACAACGAUCAAUUUCUCGCAGAAGCCGAAGGCUUCUCAGGCAGCAAUGGAGAUUAGUGAUGAUGAGAUCUCAGAUGACGAUCCUUUCGAGUCUAUGCCUGCUAAAACUGUCACGAGGAAGAGAUGA
This is a messenger RNA of Truncatella angustata, 2232 nucleotides long. Its product is annotated as Metallo-dependent phosphatase-like protein. The coding region runs from base 1 to 2232 and encodes 743 amino acids. The record is from RefSeq and is a predicted model, not a curated record. Lineage: Eukaryota; Fungi; Ascomycota; Sordariomycetes; Amphisphaeriales; Sporocadaceae. Gene Ontology annotation, cellular component: nucleus; Mre11 complex. Gene Ontology annotation, biological process: double-strand break repair via homologous recombination; mitotic G2 DNA damage checkpoint signaling; mitotic intra-S DNA damage checkpoint signaling. The transcript has 4 exons. Gene Ontology annotation, molecular function: DNA endonuclease activity; 3'-5'-DNA exonuclease activity; manganese ion binding.